AUGGAAAGAGGAGAAUGCUUGAUGUCGAUGAAGCUUAGACCGGUGGUGACGAAACCAUCUUCAGACGCGCUUUCCUUCUGGCCGUUUGGGGAAGAGAGAGCGGUUGAGGAGUAUGGCGGCGGAGGCGGUUGCAUGUGGCCGCCGAGGUCUUACUCAUGCAGCUUUUGCGGGAGAGAGUUCAAGUCGGCGCAAGCACUAGGCGGUCACAUGAACGUUCAUCGAAGAGACAGAGCUCGACUCAAACAACAAUCAUUAUCACCGUCAUCAACUGACCAAGCCACGCCUCCUGAAUACGAUCGCCAUCAACAACAACCGCAACAAGUUCUUGACGUGGGAUCGAAGGUUCUUGUCCAAGAAGAAUUAAGAAAGCCUAAUGGAACUAAGAGAGAGAUAAGUAUUGUCUGUAAUAACAACGUUUUAGAAAAUCCUACCAAAAGAUUUGAGCAUGACAAAGGUGAAGUCAAGACUGACUUAUCUGUCGGUCUACUGAGUUCUGAGUUUGGUCCACGGAAGAAGCAACUAUUUAACGGAUCAUCUUCGUCAUGGAAGAAGGCAAAGACGGAUGUUUCAAGAUUUCCAAUGAUGUUAGGGCUGGUCAUUGGAGUUUCCAAGAUCAACGGUCAUCACGAUGAGUUGGAUCUUGAGCUAAGGCUAGGAGCUGAUCCGCCAAAGGUUAACUAG
This is a messenger RNA of Capsella rubella, 681 nucleotides long. Its product is annotated as probable transcriptional regulator RABBIT EARS. The transcript has a single exon. Bases 1 to 681 code for a protein of 226 amino acids. The record is from RefSeq and is a predicted model, not a curated record. NCBI's taxonomy places the organism in Eukaryota, Viridiplantae, Streptophyta, Magnoliopsida, Brassicales, Brassicaceae.